CGGCGGCACAGUAUAACUCGUGGGGCUGCCGCGGCCAUGGCCACAGCCGCCUCCAACCCCUACGGCCUGCUGGGCGCCGGCGCGCUCGCCCACGCCGAGGGCGCGGGCAUGCAGCAGGGCAGCCCGUUCCGCAGCCCGCAGAAGCUGCUGCAGAGCGAGUACCUGCAGGGCGUCCCCGGCAAUGGGCACCCGCUGGGGCAUCACUGGGUGACCAGCCUGAGCGACGGCGCGCCCUGGCCCGCGGCGCUGGCGGGCGGCCCGCUGGAGCAGCCCGACGUGAAGCCGGGCCGUGAGGACCUGCAGCUGGGCGCCAUCAUCCACCACCGCUCGCCCCACGUCUCCCACCACUCGCCCCACGCCAACCACCCCAGCGCCUGGGGCGCCAGCCCGGCGCACAGCGCCUCGCUGGCCGCCCCCCCCGCCGCCGCCGCCGCCGCCGCCGGGCAGCCCCUGAGCGUGUACUCGCAGGGCGGGUUCGCGGUGGGCGGCAUGCUGGAGCACGGCGGGCUCACCCCGCCGCCCGCCGCCGCCGCCGGCCAGGGCUUGCACCCGGGGCUGCGCGGCGAGGCCGGCGGCGAGCACGGCGAGCUGGGCGGCCACCACUGCCAGGACCACUCGGACGAGGAGACGCCGACCUCGGACGAGCUGGAGCAGUUCGCCAAGCAGUUCAAGCAGCGCCGCAUCAAGCUGGGCUUCACCCAGGCCGACGUGGGGCUGGCGCUGGGCACCCUGUACGGCAACGUCUUCUCGCAGACCACCAUCUGCCGCUUCGAGGCCCUGCAGCUGAGCUUCAAGAACAUGUGCAAGCUGAAGCCGCUGCUGAACAAGUGGCUGGAGGAGGCCGACUCCUCCACCGGCAGCCCCACGAGCAUCGACAAGAUCGCGGCGCAGGGGAGGAAGAGGAAGAAGCGGACCUCCAUCGAGGUGAGUGUCAAGGGCGUGCUGGAGACGCACUUCCUCAAGUGCCCCAAGCCGGCCGCCCAGGAGAUCUCCUCGCUGGCGGACAGCCUGCAGCUGGAGAAGGAGGUGGUGCGGGUCUGGUUCUGCAACCGGCGGCAGAAGGAGAAGCGCAUGACCCCUCCGGGCGAGCAGCCGCAGCACGACGUGUACUCGCACGGCGUGAAAACGGACACGGCCUGCCACGACCUCUGACCGCGGGCUCGGCCCCGGGACUGCCCGGCCGCGGCGCUGCCCGCCCGCACUAUGGGCUUUAACUUAUGGUUUCGGGAGACGCGGCGAGGGGUCCCCGCCCGCCGCCGCCUCGGCAAUAUUUUUUUUUUCCUCUCUCCGACCUGGUCACACACGGUGUUUACUCGCAGACAAGGUUUGUUUUCGGUCUCCGCUAGGAUGAAGGAAAAAAAAAAAAAAGACACACAAACAAAAAAAAAAAAACCCUCACCAACCCCACCGCAAAACAAAACCCAAACAAAAAGGAAGGAAAAAAAAGAAACCGAGAAAAAGAAAAAAAAAAAAAAAAGGGAAAACCCACGGAAAAAUAGAAAAUGAAAAAAAAAAAAGAGAACGAAAAACCCGACAGAAAAGGAAAGACAGAUGUGUGCCUAUGAAUAACCUUCCAGCGCCUUGGUUAUAUCAGCUGUAUUUCAGGUGAAUCUGUUUUACAAUAGACUAGUUUUGCAUUUUUAAAGACUUAUAUAGCGUUUUUAAAUGUCUGAGGUGUUUUACUACAAACUGUACACAAUAUUUGUGACCUAAUUUGUAUCGAAUUGAGCAGUCCAAACGUUCCUCCCUUCCCCAAGCACCGGCAAUGUCACCGAGCGGGGCCGGGGCAGGGCGGCCGCGGCCCUUCCUCACCCCCCCGGAGGAGAUGGGGCUCCCUCCGCGCCCGCGGAGCCCCGCACCGAUGUGAAGAACGGGCUUAUUUGUUGCAGCUUUUUUUCUUCCUUUUCAAGAACUUCCCAACACCGUAAAACGGUCGGGUCACAAGCCUGACCUCCCCCCCUCCCUUCUUCUCGCAAGGAAAAAAAAAUAAUUAUAUAUAUAAAUAUAUAAAAUAAUUAUUUCUAGGAGAUUUACCCGAAAUUAAGCAUCACAACCAAACCCGUGGCAUUUGCCAGUCUUUUUUCUUUCCGAAGAUGAGUUGGGCUUUUUAAUCAGCGCCAGACUGAGAGGUCUGUAGUAAAACACCUUUAUCCUUCUGCGCUUUCGCUUCGGAAAUCGGUUUCUCUGUAUUUUGUUUCGAUAGUGAAGAGGAAUGAGGUGUCGGGGGGAGGGAGGAAGGGAGGGAGGGAAGAGGACAGAAAACGCCCGCAUUUGGUUCACGCUGAGCUUCUUUCCGCGUCGCAGGGAGAUGCUGGAUUUGUGGAAAAGCUUUUCUAGGGGGGAGGGCAGGGAGGGGGGGAGAAGAAAAAAAAUAAUCGUAAUAAUCACCGACAAAACAAAACAGGGAGGGGAAAAAAAAACCAACAACAAAAAAACAAAACAAAAACAAACCCUCUACCACCAAAACAAAUCCCCUAAAAUGCAAACGCCGUUUUUCGGGCGCAGGGAAGUGCUGAGCUGCACCCGCCCCCUCUCCCCCUGUCCCUCCCAGCCCGGGGCUGCGCUAUCCCCAAGGGCGGGGGGCGCGGCGGCCGCGCACCCACCCGCGAGGGGUCCGUGUGAGUGUGGGUGAGUGUCUGUCCGUCUGUCCGUGUGUGUGUGUGAGUGUCUGUCCGUCCGUCUGUCCGUGUGUGUGUGCUCCCCCCGAGCCCCGCACCCCCGGGGCCGCCGGGCAGGGCCGGGCUCCCCCCCCGCUCCCGGGGCUGCACCCGCGGCCCCCUGAGGGCCGGGCCGGUCCCCGCUCCGCAGCUCCCGCACAGCAUCCCCCCCCUCCUCUCCUCUCCUCUCACCCUCACCCUUCCCCUCCUCCAGAUUUUUUCCUUUCGACAUUUAUAUUUUUCAAGUAUUUUUCAGUAAGCGCUAAAAAAAAAAAAAAAAAAAAAAAAGAAAA
Messenger RNA from Melospiza georgiana, 2950 nucleotides. It is a transcript of the gene POU3F4, whose product is annotated as POU class 3 homeobox 4. The record is from RefSeq and is a predicted model, not a curated record. NCBI's taxonomy places the organism in Eukaryota, Metazoa, Chordata, Aves, Passeriformes, Passerellidae. The transcript has a single exon. Gene Ontology annotation, biological process: brain development; regulation of transcription by RNA polymerase II. Gene Ontology annotation, molecular function: DNA-binding transcription factor activity, RNA polymerase II-specific; RNA polymerase II cis-regulatory region sequence-specific DNA binding. Bases 37 to 1152 code for a protein of 371 amino acids. Gene Ontology annotation, cellular component: nucleus.